UUAGCUGCGACUCAGCGCUCCGUAUGAUGUUUCCCAAAGAGAAGCAGUGAACGAGGGGCGGGCGGCGGCCUCUAACGCAGCAGUGCCUCACUUCCCGUUCUUCUGGCGGCUGAGCCAGUUUUGCUACUGGUUCCUCAACCGCUCCUCCCUCCAGCAGUGGGACGGACCGUCCGCCCGGCAGCGCCUACGAGGGUUCCUCGUCUUGCUGCGCGGAGCUUCCCUUGGCAUGAGUCGGUGGGCCCGCGUGGGCAUCUUAGGCACUCUGGCUUACUGCCUGCAGGGCAAGAGGAGAGCCCUGGCCGAAGCGAGGAGGAGCAGGACGCCAGACGGAGGCGGCAGUGAGCAGCUGGGACUGAAGCUGGUGCUGGUUCUCUUUCGGCACGGGGCCCGCACUCCUCUCAGACCGAUCCCAGAUGUAGAGCAGGUGGAGUGGAAUAAUGCUCUUUUGGAGAUCCCUGCUCAGACAAAGUUGGACUACAUAGUUACUGAUCUCUCCGGUGGGCCAAGACCUUAUUCUCCUUAUGAUGAAAACUACAAAAAAACUACACUGAAGGGUGGUGCAAUUGCAGGGCAGCUGACAAAAGUAGGUAUGCAGCAAGCAUUUGCUCUUGGGAAGCGGCUAAGGAGACGUUAUGUUGAGGAGCUCAAUUUCUUAUCACCAGCCUUCAAGCCUUCUGAGGUCUUUGUUCGUUCCACUAAUAUUGUCCGGAAUUUGGAGUCCGCACGGUGCUUGCUAGCUGGGCUAUUCCAACAGCAGAAAGAAGGACCCAUUACCAUAGUUACAGAUGAAGCAGAAUCUGAAAUUCUUUAUCCCAAUACACUGAACUGCCAACGACUGAAACAUGGGAACAGAGCUAGGCUGGCCACUAUGAAUUUACAGCCAGGCAUCUCUGAGGAUCUGAAGACCGUUAAACAAAGCAUGGGCAUCAGCAGUGAGAAGGACGUAGAUUUCUUAGUCCUCUUUGACAACAUCUUUGCAGAACAGGCACAUGAUCUACCAAGCUGCCCUAUUCUGAAGAAUUUCCUGCAAAUGAUUGAGCAGAGGGCUGUAGAGUCUCUUCUUUAUGUUACAGAACACAAUUUAAGGGAGAAUCUUCAGAUGUCUGUCGGUCCGCUUCUUAGUGCAAUAGAGAAGAACAUAAAGGAAGCAAUUGAGCCGCCUUCUCCUGAUAUCAAGGCCAGGAAGCUAAUUCUUUAUGCUGUUCAUGAUGUUACCCUUGUCCCACUACUGAUGGCUCUGGGAGUUUUUAAUUCCAAGUGGCCUCCAUAUGCUUCAGGCGUGACUCUGGAGGUCUACCAACAUUCCAAGGGCUGGUUUAUACGGCUGACCUAUAAUGGAGAGGAACUGAUUCCCAAGGGGUGCAGAACUAGACUCUGUCCACUGGACGACUUUCUGAACAUUCUUUCAACCUACAGUACAACACCAGAGGAAUACAAAAUGCUUUGUUCCCAGACAGAAGAGGCACUUUAACAGAUAACCGAUUAGUGAUUCUUAAUUAUGUUAUUACAGCUCCCAUGAAGUUCCAUAAAAGGCUUUAUUCAGUUAUGGUCUAACUUGGCACUUCAAAGUCUUGCAGUGGCAAGCAGCUUGCUACAGUGACUGAGGUGUAUGCUACUUCUCUAUUUUAGAAAGAGGCUUAAGUAGCUGAAUAAAAGUAUGCAGCACUCCUCACAGCAAGAGCAGAUAGAAGUUACCCAUAGUAAGUUACCGUAGUAAUGAACUCUUUGAAAUAAGAGAAAUGGACAACUUUCUAAGAAAUUAUGCAUCUUACUAUUGUCCUUCCUUUUAAACUAUACACUUAAAGGAAUAUGGCCUUUCCUCAAAAAUUUAAAGGUGCAAUCUUACGCAUGGCUGGCUAGGGCAUGCUGGAAUUUGUGGGACUUCAUUCUGUCUAAACAUGCAGAGGAAUGUGCCUGAAAUCUUCCUUAGUGGAGACUUGUGCUAAAUCAAAUCCUAAUUUUAGUAAAGAAACACACCAAUAAUGAGUUUUUUAAAUGUCUCUUGUCUAAACUAAGCUACUUUCCAAGAAAUUUUAAAUGAAGUGUUUUAACUACAGGACUAACAGACUCUCCACAUACAUUCAUAGUUCACCUUACUUUGGUUUUAGAAUUUCUGUGUAGACUUGCUGAUAGUGCAGUCAUUAGCAGAGCAAAUUACUUUGAACCUUCUGGUAACUACCUCAUUUAUAAAUAGUAGGAAACAGUUAUUUAAAAUAUAGCAAGAGGCGAGCUUGUAGUGUUAAUAUUAAACCAUAGUGUAAUAGCAUAACUGGCUAAACUGUGAAAGUACUGGUGGCAGUUGUUGUAAGCCUGGAAAAACCUAAUAAGAUGCAAGUAAUUAAAAAAACCCAAUGGAAUGCACUUGUUAGGAACCUGUAAGAUGUUAAGUGUUUAUAAAUGGAGGUGAAUACAUACUGGGUGUUCCAAAUGGUUGCUACCUAUAGUAACAGCAGCACAUGUGAAGCAAUUUGGUUCAGACUAGAUUUGUGGUAUGUAGGUUACAGCUAAUCCAAAUGGACUACCCAAAUCAAUACAGAUACUAUAAGCAGUCUCUUUCCUUUCCACAAGCAUUAUUAUGAAAAGCAGUCAGGACCUCUGCUUUGUGCAAGAAGCUACAGAACAACUUUGUCCAAACAAGAAUUGCUUAAAUGACCUUCCACAGCAAUGUGGAGUAAAAAUGUUCAUACAGAGGAAUUAAUUGUCCUUGCUUCUUAUUCCUUCACUGGUAGAAGUACAAAGAUUCUAGACAUGCUCCCUUUAUACAGCUGCAGGAAUGAUAUUACAACUGAUAACAGGAUCUCUCAGAAAUGGGAGUUAGGCACAGGUUGGUCAGAGCAACAUGUUAUAGGAGGACUUUUCAGAUAAAGUCUUCUGCUUAAAUUCCCCCUGCAAGAAAAAUUCUAAAUUAUUAGAAAUGCUUGAGAAUGUUAUUCAUUUACCAGCUGAAGGCAGAUGACCAAGUCCAGAUUUUCCAGUGUUCCCAGCAUCUGAGAGCUCUUCCUCUUGAAAACUAACAGUUCAGAGUGACUAGAGUACAACAUAUAAGCCCCAGGCACUUCAGUGUAAGAGCGCAAGUGUGUUGCUGGCUCUGACCCCUGUACAUUCAGUGUGGCUGUUAAAGAGGAGCCCUUGUGUGUGAACAGUUGCUGAGGAGUAAGAGGUGGUUCUUCAGGUGUUCACCCACAGGACAAAGGCUGGGCCAGCAAUGCUUCUAUGUAUUAAUGCUCUACACCCAAGUAUCACAGGAAUAGGGCUUGAGUUUACGAAACUGUGCCAAGGCUGCACAUACUUCUCGUCAGCUUAUGACAGAAUUUAACUUGGACAAUAAUUACGCUUUGGAACAACUCAGAAAUAUCCAAACACAUUAUCCAGCUACAAGGAAGCAGGUUUAGAAAUAAUCCAAAGACAGAAAAAUGGAUUGUAGCAAAAGAGAAAGGAACGGCUGCUUUUUUCUUUUCUUUUUUUCUUUUUUUCGUAAGAAACAAUAUAUUUUAUUUUUCUGACACCACAGCCCUGGCAAGUGGUUUUGUACCAAAUUUAAUGGAGGUUACACAGUACGUUUUACGCUGGGGAACAAAAAAAGGAUAGCCACAAAAAAAGUCAGGAUAACUUUUAGUGUCUGUUCCACUCCCACAUUAAUAAAGUCACUUGGGGGGGGGGGGGUCUAAGAAAAAGAGAAUAAGAAACAGUAAGACUACUGUAGAAUGUAACAGUGUCCAAGUCCAGCCUCUUCCUGAAAGUGGCAACACUCCCAGCAUGAGAAGGGGCUUGCCCAGAUAUACUCCCCAAAAUAAUACAAUGUAUUGCAGCUGCCAGAGGAGGAGACAGUAAAAGGGUGGGGAGGACCAAGAUGCCUUUUUUUUAAAAGAGUGGGAGGGAGAGACAAAAAGGUGCUGGAUAGCACUCCAUAAUUUGAAAAAUAUGUCCUUAACUUAUUUUUUAAAAGGUUCCCCCUCACUGAACUUAAGUUCCUUUUGUGCUUUUCAAUUAAUACUCUGCUCUGAGGUCGUAGUUUGGUUUCUCUAUACAUUGGAGUUGAAGGAAAAUAGUCCAAAGUUCUGAAGAUGGAUUUUCCACCUAAAAGUAAACAGCCUCUCACCCCAAAGACUAAAGUCUCUGCUAAAAUCCCUUUUACAAUAUAGUACAGUACACAAAAAUAAC
Molecule: messenger RNA, 4161 nt
Organism: Varanus komodoensis (Komodo dragon)
Lineage: Eukaryota; Metazoa; Chordata; Lepidosauria; Squamata; Varanidae
Gene: ACP6
Product: acid phosphatase 6, lysophosphatidic
Exons: 10
Coding region: 227-1471 (414 amino acids)
Biological process (GO): dephosphorylation
Molecular function (GO): phosphatase activity
Source: RefSeq, a predicted model, not a curated record